GGCUAUUUGAAAAUAAAAAAAGAUAAAAUGAAAAUAAAAAUGGCAGCGCUGGUUUGGGUUUGGCGGUUUUGAUCGCUCAACAUUUUGCGCUCACUCCCAAUCUCUCUCUCUCUCUCAGCUCCCCCCGUAGAUAUCUCGUGAUAUUUGACGAUAUGGGUCUUCCUUUACUCGAUCUGGGGGGAGAUCUCCUACUCACAUUAUGCCUCUCCUUCUCUCUUAUCUUCUUCCCGCAGCGCCCACCCAGUCCUCAAAUGUAGAGUGACCUCCCUUUUUGGCUAGCUCCAUUUUUGGAUGCCGGAUGUGGGUUUGUCUUUGUUUGUAAUGGUUCAUUUAUUCUUUCCCCCAAAAUUCUCUCUCGCUCUGUAAUUUUUUUCUUGCUAUGGGUUGAUCAAGGGGCCGCCGUCUCCAGCUCUGUUUCCGUUUUGAUCGUCUCCAUAUUUCUGCAUUCCUUUCGAUUUCGGCUUGCUGUUUUAGUCUUUUAGCUCUCUGCAAAUCAGAGUUCCGUUGAGUUCACCGGAGGGAGAAGAAAAUCUCAAGCUGGAUAGUUGUUCUCUGUCAUUUGUUGAAGUUCUCAGGCUGACGUGAUGACGAAUGGUGGCGAGGAAAAGAGAAAGUCGAAGACUCGUGGAGAGUCUUCGGGGAAUGAAGAAGGGAGUAGUGUGGGGAAAUGUGAUGCAGCCAUUGGUCUAAAGAAGGGGCCAUGGACUUCUGCAGAAGAUGCAAUCCUGAUGGAGUAUGUUACAACUCAUGGAGAAGGAAACUGGAAUGCAGUCCAGAAGCACUCUGGACUGUCUAGGUGUGGGAAAAGCUGCAGGCUGCGUUGGGCAAAUCAUCUGAGGCCCGAUUUGAAGAAAGGAGCGUUCUCUCCUGAGGAAGAGCGGCUUAUUAUUGAGCUGCAUGCAAAGAUGGGCAACAAGUGGGCUCGAAUGGCUGCCGAGUUGCCUGGACGGACAGAUAACGAGAUAAAAAAUUACUGGAACACAAGAAUCAAAAGACUGCAACGUGCUGGACUCCCAAUCUAUCCUCCUGAGAUAUGCUUGAAAGUUCUUGAAGGAAAUCAUCAAGCUCAAUGCAUGGAUACAAAUGGGACAAAUGGUGGUGAUCCAGUGCAGAAGGAUCACAGAGAGAUCCCAGAACUGGUCUUCAAAAAUUUCAAGAUCAAUCGGGGAGUUCUCUCUUAUCUGCCAAACCUUCUCGAUGUUCCAGGAAGCAACAUUAUGAAACAAGAUGGUUUUGGUUCAAGCAAUAACUAUGCCUUCAUGCUCCCAACACUACCAGCACCAAAGCGACUCAGAACAGCAACAGAAGACUGCAUUUUCCCUGCUGUAGUAGAUACUGGUGGUGUCAGCAGUGGCCUCCCACCAAAUUUCAGUCAGCUUACUACAGACUAUGCUGCUAGUGAGAGGAUCCCAGACCCAUUUGGUUUAUCCUCUCCAUAUGAUCCUUCUGAUGUCAAUAUUACUACUUAUGAGGGGCAGCCCCCAUUUGCUGCUCUUCCAGGCAGUCAUGCCUUCUUAAAUGACGACUCUUCUUCUUCUGAGCCCAUAUCCGGGGCGAUGAAGUUGGAGCUCCCUUCACUCCAAUAUACAGAUACUCAUCAGCUGGACAGCUGGGGGGCGAUGACCCCAACGGCUUCCCCUUUGCCUUCAGUUGAGUCUGUUGAUACUAAUACUUUUAUUCAAUCUCCUCCACCGACGACAGAGCAACCUGAGUCGCCGGGUUGCCUUUCGCCAAGAAGCAGCGGUCUCCUGGAAGCAGUACUCUACGAAUCACUGACCCUCACAAACAUGAACUGCUUAGGGAACAAUCAGGCUUCCGUGGCUGCUUAUAUGGAACCCCACUUGCCUUUCGAUUCCAGGAAGAGAGAUUGGGGAAUUCAAGCUGACCCUAACUCGCCAUUGGGUCAUUCUGCUGCAUCAGUGUUCAGUGUGUGCACGCCCAUGAGUGGAAGCUCGUCUGACGAACCAGGGUGUGAAAUGAAGCAGGAGAUGGGGAGCCAAGUAUCAUCCCCGUAUGGGGAAGAGAAGCAAGCUGCUGCAGCAGCUGCUGCUGCUGCAGACUGCAUGCAGAUAGAUUUCAACAGGCCAGAUGUGCUACUUGGCUCGGGCAGCUACUUCGGAUUAAGCUAUGGUGGUUGCGUCGAAAAGGGUGAACCACCUGCUACUGCUCAAACUGAUGCGGCAGGGGGCGGUUGAAGCCUGAAGGUAGUAACAAGCAACAUGAGCCAAGCAAGAGAACAGUAGCAAACCAGGGUGCAAACGGCGUGUGGAUGGAUUAAGAAUAAGAUCGUUUGUCUACCCGUGUUUGUUGGAUACAAUUUCGAGCUUUUAGUUGUUUAGUCAACUAGGAGUGUGUUUUGGUUUGGUUUCCAUCUGUGAAUACCGAAUUGUUAUUGUUCUAUGAGCCAUAUGCAUGUUAUCUGGAAAACUUUCCAAUGGGGAUGGAUAGUCUUUUGCAGGAUAGUGAGGUAGAUGUUCCUGUCUCCAGUGGGAUGGAUGCUUUUGGCUGAUGUCCCAUUUUAUCGUCAUGUUUGGAAGAACAACUGUCCCUUUUGCUUUUUUUUUUUUUUUUUUUUGGAUCUUUCAACUGGACUGGAACAAAACAAGGGUAUCCUCUCCAAAAGGUCCCUGUCUGUUUACCCUUUAUUUUAUCUACCUUAGCUAUCAGGGCAACCUUUCCACAAAGAACAGGACUUGCAAAAAUAUUAUACCUCAAAAGUUUGUACUAAAUAG
This is a messenger RNA of Linum tenue, 2732 nucleotides long. The record is from the annotation of a GenBank genome assembly. Lineage: Eukaryota; Viridiplantae; Streptophyta; Magnoliopsida; Malpighiales; Linaceae.